Pediculus humanus corporis (human body louse) is the source of this 537-nucleotide messenger RNA. Its product is annotated as zinc finger protein, putative. Gene Ontology annotation, molecular function: RNA polymerase II cis-regulatory region sequence-specific DNA binding; DNA-binding transcription factor activity, RNA polymerase II-specific. Gene Ontology annotation, biological process: regulation of transcription by RNA polymerase II. The record is from RefSeq and is a predicted model, not a curated record. The coding region runs from base 1 to 537 and encodes 178 amino acids. NCBI's taxonomy places the organism in Eukaryota, Metazoa, Arthropoda, Insecta, Psocodea, Pediculidae. The transcript has 2 exons. Gene Ontology annotation, cellular component: nucleus.
AUGUGUAAAUACUGUUCAAAAAUUUAUCCAUCGAAAGGGGGUUGGAGAUAUCACGUUCGUACGACACACGAUGAAAAUUACCGACCUUUUCCAUGCGAAAUAUGUCGAAAAUUAUUCAAAGUGAAAAAAAAUUUACAAUAUCACGAGAAUUCGGUUCACCGUCGUUUGAAAUUACAUUUAUGCGAUUUGUGCGGUAAACGUUUCGCGUCUAAACACGGUUUGAAAAUCCACAAAAUAUGUCACGGGGGUGAAAAAAAUCAUCCCUGCGAUGAAUGCGGUGCUAAAUUCGGCACGAGGGGAAAAUUAAAUUCGCAUAAGAGCGUACACGACGAUCGGAAAAGGUUCAUGUGUCACGUUUGUCCCAGGAAAUUUCGUUUGAAAAAGGAUUUCGAUAUACACGUGAGAACUCACACGGGUGAAAAACCUUUUAAAUGUUCCACGUGUCAUAAAUAUUUCUCAUCGUCGACGCACGUGAAAAAACACGAAAAUAUUCACCUUAAAAAAAAAAAAAAAAUGGAGAAACGGGAGGAAAAAUGA